Hemicordylus capensis (graceful crag lizard) is the source of this 1596-nucleotide messenger RNA. RefSeq names its product collagen alpha-1(IV) chain-like. Lineage: Eukaryota; Metazoa; Chordata; Lepidosauria; Squamata; Cordylidae. The transcript has 9 exons. The record is from RefSeq and is a predicted model, not a curated record. Bases 204 to 734 code for a protein of 176 amino acids.
CACAUGUGCAAAUGCUCUCUGCGAGGCCGCAUGACAGGCCUCACAGAGGGCAUUUAUGGAUGCACGGCAGCUGCCAAAAUUGCUGCCGCUCACCUUUACGGAGGCCCCAAAGGCCCCAAAAUACUACAUUUACCCGGCCACAGUGGUGAUGAGGGAGGCCAGCAGGGGGAGGGGGAACCCUCACAGACACACACACACACCCCAUGGCCUACCGCAAGCUCCCCGAAGGGGCUACAGCUAAGGGUGCAAAAGGAGCCAAGGGCGCAAAAGGAGCCAAGGGUGCAAAAGGAGCCAAGGGUGCAAAGGCAGCCAAGGGUGCAAAAGGAGCCAAGGACGCAAAAGGAGCAAAAGGAGUGAAGGAUGCAAAAGGAGUGAAGGAUGCAAAAGGAGCAAAAGGAGCAAAGGAUGCAAAAGGAGCAAAGGGGCCUCGGGGACCUAAAACAAGUUUCCUUGAUAGGCGCUUCGUUACUAACAUCAUGGCUGUGGUUUGCGUGGUCCUGUUUGUAAGCUUGAUCGUGGUUGUUUCUCUGUUUGCAAAGGAAACACAAGAAGCAAAAGAGAAAUUUCAGCGUCCAGCAUUGGCUAAGCUUCUAGAGAUUAUGGUGGACCGCGAUAUAGACUCUGCCCAACGGAUGGAUGGAAAACUUCUUGAGAGAGCUAAUGAAGAUUUCGAUAAAAUUAUCAUCAUGGGCCAAAAAAUUGAUGAGUUGAUGCUUGGAGUUGCUCAAAGAUGAAGCCCACUGGAGGGAAAGAGAAGGGCUUUCAAGAUUUAAAGGGAAACUCUAUUACAUAGGCAAGGAAGCAAUGCCAUAUGCUGCUGCAAAGGCCUACUGUAAAUUAAGAGGUGUUCAAUCCGUUUAUGUGUUUGGACUAGACUGGGAUUUAGAGGUGAUAAACGUAAGAACGGACGGAAAUGGUGGUGUGAGCUCAAGUUGCGGCUCUGCAGAUCAAGUACAGUGGGAUGCCCGAAAGGAAGCCAGUGGAAUUUGUGACAGACCAUAUUGAAUGGGCAUGCACUGGAGUAGGCCUAUCUAGAAGAAGAAACAAACAAACAAAACACCUCCUGAUAUAUGGCUUGGACUUGAGAAGAGAGGGACAAACUGGAUAACACGAACCUUUAAAAGUCACUGAAUACAAUUUUCUCUCUUUUUGUUUCGGACUGCGAUCUGCUUGCAGCUACAUAAGAAACUGUUGAAUGCAUUGCCAGGAGAGCCAACAGAUUCCUCUGGUGAAAACUGUGUUGUAGAUUGCAAAUCACAUCUUUAUUGCUGGAACAACCUUUUCUGAACUGAGCCUAGUCCUUGGACCUGGACAAGCUUGGACCUGGUGGGUGUAAAUCCCCAGCAUCUGGAUCCCUCCACACAAACUGAAGAAAGAGACCAAGCCCUAGUCUCAAGCACAAGCCACGUUGAAACCCAGAACUGCUCCAGGCAGCCUGCCCACUACUGGCAAUGGGACGUGAAAGACCUCCGCUCUCCGCAUUGAUCAGCGCUAAGAACCCCACCCCCCUCUUUAUCGUUGCUUCCUCCAAGCUUACUUAUUUUGCAUGCCCCAGAGCUGUAGGUGGGCACAAUAAAGCGUGAAAGAGUAAAGUCA